Scaptodrosophila lebanonensis is the source of this 311-nucleotide messenger RNA. RefSeq lists its product as uncharacterized. The coding region runs from base 27 to 197 and encodes 56 amino acids. The transcript has a single exon. The record is from RefSeq and is a predicted model, not a curated record. Gene Ontology annotation, cellular component: mitochondrion. Lineage: Eukaryota; Metazoa; Arthropoda; Insecta; Diptera; Drosophilidae.
CCCCACACAAUCCAUAUCCACUCAAGAUGGUGCUCGGUCUGGAUAAGAAGGCACUUUGGGCAGCCUUGCCACUCUUGGGUCUCGCCAUUGGUCAUUUUCUGGACCUAAAGGAGACGGAGCGUAUGACUAUGUUCCGCGACAAAAGUGCACUCUAUGGCCGGCCUGCGGGUAGCGAAGACCAGGCACCCUCGUGGUGAUUUAGUCAUGAAUAACACUAAAUGUUAAAUACGAAAUAAGAGCCCGAGGUGUUUAUUAUCUCACUGUCGUUUAAAAAUAAACUGCUAAAUGGCAAUGUGAAAUUUGGCUGGAAA